Sipha flava (yellow sugarcane aphid) is the source of this 504-nucleotide messenger RNA. RefSeq lists its product as uncharacterized. The record is from RefSeq and is a predicted model, not a curated record. The coding region runs from base 1 to 504 and encodes 167 amino acids. Lineage: Eukaryota; Metazoa; Arthropoda; Insecta; Hemiptera; Aphididae. Gene Ontology annotation, molecular function: protein dimerization activity. The transcript is spliced from 2 exons.
AUGUCUGGUCAAUUCCAUGGAGCGCAAAAAGAACUUUUAAAACUGGCCAAUCACCAUAUACCUUAUAUCCCAUGUCAAGCGCACCGUAUUAACACAUUUUUAGAACAUGGCUGCAAUGCUAGUAUCAUUAUACUUAACUUAAUUGUGCGUGCGAAAAUUCACAACAUUGACGCAAUACAUGCAGAAAUUGAAAUUCUGUUAAAUCAAUGUGAUGGAGAAAAUUUAAAUAACAUUUUUGAAAAAUCUGAGUCAUCAAAAUCAAUUCUUCCGUGGGCUAAUCAAAUUUGUCAUUUGGCAUUGACUGCUCCUGUUACUACUACAUCCGACGAAAGAAUGUUUAGUAAAUUAAAAUUAAUAAAAAAUUACCUAAGAUCGAAAAUGGCUGAUCAACGAUUAAGUGCACUGAUGAUGUUGAGUUGUGAAAAAGACAUAACAGAUACUUUGGAUAUCGAUGAUCUUGUACACAAAUGGGCAACGCUGAAGCAACUUAGGGUUCAAUUGUGA